Molecule: messenger RNA, 1650 nt
Organism: Cyphellophora attinorum
Lineage: Eukaryota; Fungi; Ascomycota; Eurotiomycetes; Chaetothyriales; Cyphellophoraceae
Product: Lactose permease
Exons: 5
Coding region: 1-1650 (549 amino acids)
Biological process (GO): carbohydrate transport; transmembrane transport
Cellular component (GO): membrane
Molecular function (GO): carbohydrate:proton symporter activity
Source: RefSeq, a predicted model, not a curated record
AUGGCGGACAAACGCAACGACGACAUGGCCGAGCGUAAGGCGAGCAUCGACAGCGACUUGAAGGUGGUCGAAGCCAAGGAAUAUGAGGGCAUCAACCUCGAUAUGGCACAGAUUAUGGACGGCCCGGACAAGCCAAACCCGUUCGGACCUGGCUACCUGAAGUUGUAUGCUCUGGUCGCGCUUCUGAUCAUGAAUUCAACAAUGAACGGUUUCGACACCUCAGUCAUGUCGUCCAUCAACGCCCUCCCGAAUUACGUCGAGUACUACGGCCUACCAAGCAAGGGAGCCGCGUCAACGGGUAUCGUGUUCGCUAUCUGGCAAAUUGGUCAAAUGGUUGGAUCCCUAUUCACGUGGCUGGCAGAUUGGCGAGGCCGCAAGUUCAUGAUCACAUUCGGUGUGCUGGGCGUCAUGAUUGGUACUGUCAUCACAGCAACGGCUCCAACCCUCGGAGCCUUCAUUGGCGGCCGAUUCAUCUUGUCUUUCUUCGCUACACUGGCACAUCUCGGAGCUGUGAUCUAUGUGGUUGAGAUGGCUCCCACGCGGUACCGAGGCACCGUGGCCGGGCUGUACAACACAUUCUACUAUUUCGGCUCGAUUCUGGCCACAUCGGCUGUGUAUGGAGCCCACCUUCAUCUGUCCGACCGAGGCAACCUGGAUUGGCGCCUACCACUUUGGCUGCAAAUGGUUUGCCCUGGCCUCGUCGCUUGCGGCAUCUGGUUUUACCCAGAGUCGCCCCGAUGGCUCCUCAUGAAAGAUCGGACUGAAGACGCUCAACGUGUUCUCACACGCUACCACGCCAACGACGUUCCUAAUCAUCCGCUCGUAGAGCUUGAGGUCCGCGAGAUAGUUGCCUCGCUUCGCGAUGAGCCACCCGUCACGGAAUGGAAGACAUUCUUCGACCUGCGUCAGCUCGUCAAGACCCGUGGUCGACGGUACCGUCUCGCCCUCAAUGUCACCUUUGCCUGGUUCUCACAAUUCUCCGGCAACAACGUGAUAUCAUACUACUUGCCGUCCCUGCUGAAGAACGUUGGCAUCACCUCGACGAACCUGAAGCUCCUCUUGAACAUCAUUUAUGCUAUCGUUGGCUGGAUCUUCUCGACCGCAGGUGCCAACUGCCACGAUCGCAUUGGACGCCGCAAGAUGUUUCUGAUCUCUACCAUGGGAAUGGUCAUCUGUCUGGCCAUAACUGCCGGCACAGCAGCAGAUUUCGACAAUACAGGGAACAAGAGUUCUAGCAGUGCGAGUAUUGCUUUCAUCUACGUGUUUGGCGCCGUCUUCAGCUUCGCCUAUACGAGCAUGCAGCCUAUCUAUCCGACAGAGAUUAUCAGCAACGAUGCCCGAGCAAAGGGUGUGAUGUGCUACAAGCUCACUGGAGGCGCUUCCGGUUUUCUCAAUACCUUCGUGACGCCAAUCGCACUGGAAAACAUCCGCUUCUGGUUCUACGUAUUCUUCGUCUUCUGGGACUUGUUCGAGUUCGUGGUGAUCUACUUCUUUUUCGUUGAGACGAAAGGUAUCAGUCUGGAAGAGCUUGACGAGAUAUUCGAGGCGCCGAAUCCUAGGAAGGCCAGCACCGCGGUGAAGCGGAUGCAGAAGCGUGUCGUGGUUGACGCAGAUGGCGAGGUCAGGGAGGAGGAGAUCAAGCAUGCUUGA